CUAGAAAGAGGCUAAUGGAGGGGUGCUUCAUGUCUUUUUAUUAUAUAUUCUUUCCUUUCUUUGUUCAACCAUCAGCAGGCAUGCUGGUUCUCUUUUAAGUCUUUUUACCAUUGCCUCUGAUUCAACUCUGACACAAGGAUGGGAGUGAGUGCAAUUCUGGCCUGAAAGCAGGUGGGAAUGCUACUGUUGGACUUGGUUGAGCUUCCUCUUCUGAUGUAAANCAUGACAUGUAACAAAAACAAACCAANUUGAAAUUGUUGCUGUUAGCUGAAUCAUUCAAAACCUGCUCCUUUAGUUGCCUCCUCCUUCACUUGAUCCAAAUAACUAACAUAAGUUUCUGUUGAUCCUUCAACCCANUGGAGAGAAUAGGGCAUGUANCUUUCUUUUGUUUAGCUUUGAUCUUCCUGUCGACUUCAGUGGUUGGUUUGCUUUCUCCCAAAGGUGUCAACUAUGAAGGUGAUUGAUUCAAGCUUUGAUGAGCAUUAAGAACUCUCUCAUGGAUCCUCAUUCUGUCUUGAGUAACUGGGAUGAAGAUGCUGUAGAUCCUUGCAACUGGGCUAUGGUCACAUGUUCCUCUGAUCAUUUUGUCACUGCCCUUGGGAUUCCAAGCCAAAACUUAUCUGGCCGCCUCUCACCAAGCAUAGGCAGUUUAACAAACCUCAUCACUGUGCUUCUGCAGGAUAACAAUAUUACAGGACCAAUCCCCUCUGAGAUUAGUAGGCUCCAAAAGCUUCAAACUCUUGAUCUUUCGGACAAUUUCUUCACCGGUCAACUUCCAGAUUCCCUUUCCCAAAUGAAGGGUCUCCAUUACUUGCGGCUAAAUAAUAACAGUUUGACUGGACCAAUUCCUUCCUCUUUGGCUAACAUGACUCAGCUUGCCUUUCUGGAUAUCUCUUAUAAUAACUUGAGUGGACCUGUGCCAAGAAUAAAUGCAAAAACAUUCAACAUCGUAGGCAAUCCUCAGAUAUGUGCCGCUGGAGUCGAGCAGAACUGCUUCAGGACAACGUCAAUUCCUUUGGCUCCGAAUAAUUCUCAAGAUUCCCAAUCCACCAAAAAACCAAAGAGUCACAAAGUAGCCUUGGCGUUUGCCUCAAGCUUAAGCUGUAUAUGCUUACUAAUUCUGGGACUUGGCUUCCUCAUAUGGUGGAGACAAAGACAUAACAAGCAAAUAUUCUUUGAUGUUAAUGAACAACACCGUGAAGAGGUUUUCCUUGGAAACCUCAAGAAGUUCCACUUCAGAGAACUUCAGCUUGCUACAAACAACUUCAGCAGCAAGAACAUGAUUGGCAAAGGUGGUUUUGGACAUGUCUACAAAGGGUAUCUUCAGGAUGGUACGGUUAUAGCAGUAAAAAGGCUCAAAGAUGGUAACGCUAUUGGAGGUGAGAUCCAAUUCCAGACUGAAGUUGAGAUGAUCAGCUUAGCCGUCCAUCGGAAUCUUCUUCGGCUAUAUGGAUUCUGCAUGACAACUACAGAGAGGCUCUUGGUUUAUCCGUACAUGUCAAAUGGAAGUGUCGCUUCUCGUCUGAAAGCCAAGCCAGCAUUGGACUGGCCUACCAGGAAGAGAAUAGCUUUAGGAGCUGGAAGAGGCUUGCUAUAUUUACAUGAACAGUGUGAUCCAAAGAUUAUUCACAGGGAUGUAAAGGCAGCAAAUAUCUUGCUUGAUGAUUAUUGUGAAGCUGUAGUUGGAGAUUUUGGGCUGGCAAAGCUUUUAGAUCACAGGGAUUCACAUGUGACAACAGCAGUGAGAGGCACUGUUGGACACAUAGCUCCUGAGUAUCUCUCAACAGGUCAAUCUUCUGAGAAGACAGAUGUGUUUGGAUUUGGAAUUCUUCUUCUUGAACUAAUAUCUGGCCAAAGAGCGCUUGAGUUUGGAAAAGCAGCAAACCAGAAAGGAGCCAUGCUAGACUGGGUGAAGAAAAUCCAUCAAGAGAAGAAAAUUGACUUGUUGGUUGACAAGGACCUGAAAAACAACUAUGAUAGGAUUGAGCUUGAUGAAAUUGUGCAAGUGGCUCUUUUAUGUACUCAGUACCUUCCAAGUCACAGACCCAAGAUGUCUGAGGUGGUUAGGAUGCUUGAAGGAGAUGGGCUUGCAGAGAAAUGGGAAGCCUCGCAGAGAGCAGAAUCCACAAGAAGCAGAGGAAAUGAACUCUCUUCUUCAGAGCGUUACUCUGAUCUCACUGAUGAUUCCUCACUACUUGCACAAGCAAUGGAACUUUCUGGGCCAAGAUGAUUUUCUUAAACACCUUGUGUCAUAUUUAAGUUGUUGAAGAGUGAAAGAAAGUUGAAUUGUCUUCAAAUGCAAGUUCCCGAGUUGCAGUGAACUUGUUGUAACAUUAGCAUCAUAGUAGCAUCUCCAAGAGUGAUGCUUGUUUCUGACUGUACAGAAUCUGAUUGUUGACAUUGACUUAUAGAUUGAGUUAUGUAUUUUCCUUAA
Messenger RNA from Vigna radiata var. radiata (mung bean), 2434 nucleotides. RefSeq names its product protein NSP-INTERACTING KINASE 2. The transcript has 11 exons. Gene Ontology annotation, molecular function: protein kinase activity; protein binding; ATP binding. Gene Ontology annotation, biological process: protein phosphorylation. The coding region runs from base 476 to 2230 and encodes 584 amino acids. Lineage: Eukaryota; Viridiplantae; Streptophyta; Magnoliopsida; Fabales; Fabaceae. The record is from RefSeq and is a predicted model, not a curated record.